AUGGGGACAUCCAUGGGUCCAUCCUCUGCCGACCCCAACUCUGGUGCCAAUGAGCAUCAUGUCCUGCUCCCCGGUGCCUGCAAGGUCGUAUGCUCCUUACCAGCAAUGAGCGGUGUCGACACAUGCAGCACAAAUUAUUUUGGUAUCAUGGCAUCUCAUCCAACGGUCAAAGCUGGCCCCGUCCAGCCAGCAACCAUGUCCCUUGUUCCUGAUGAAUCGAACGCUCCGUCGCAUCAACAACUCUCCUCUGUGCCCGAUCGGUUUGCUCCCACAGUCGCUGUUUACAACCGGGAUACUUCCACCGUGAGAGGCAGAGGCGCCGACCCCCCCCCGCUAGCUUCGUCCACACUUCAGUUUCAGCACCCCCGUCGCGGCCAGUCUCAUUCCAGAAGUCCGGAUACAUCUACUACUCGGCCCGCAGCGCAUGAUGUGGGUUUGGAGAGACGCCCCUCAAACUCAUACGGCCAUCACCGACAAACCUCUAUCGUACAUGGCAUUCAACACUCUCGGAACCCGAGCUUCGCAGCCUCUUCUACAACAUCGACUCCUCUAAGCCCGGAACUGAUUGCAUCCGUUGGCCGCGCCGCUAGUUUUGAAUCGGAUACUGUUGUUGGCGUUGGGAGACUGGGGCUGUCGGAUGGCCACCAGAAUUACCACCAGAACCCUGCAACUGCCGGGACGGGUCACGCUAUGCACGGGACACUCAGGACCAUUGAAGACCAGGACAUUGACGAAGCUCCCACUGGAGUUUCUAAGAAUCCUCUGCACAGACGAAUAAAUUCCAGCGGGAAGCCGCGGAGGGAGCACUCCCACAGUCGCUCGCACUCGAAGCAUCACCACGCAGAUACAAAGUCCGUGGGUGAAUAUGCCCUGCAUCAUCUUUUCAAUGCAGUUGCCAAGUUCGUCGGUCAGGCCGACACCAAAAUGGACCAGGCUAUCCUAAAGCUCGGAGAGUCCGAGACUCCGGUGGAAGAGGUGUGCGGUCCUGGAGCAGAUCCAAAAUUUGACCAGCUGAUAUCGGCUCUCGGACAUAUUGCACGGCAGAAACCGAAGCCCUUAAUCGACACUAUUAUGCUAUGGCGAAAGGAAAAGGGUGACGCGGCCAUCCUGGCCAGGCAGACUGUGAAUCAGGCGAAGCCUCCCAACACAGCCAACGGCGGGAUUACUGCCAAUUCAGAAUCGGGACAGGCUCCUAGCACACUGCUUUCUAAACAUGGAGGUGCCGUUCUGGCGGAGAGACGCGCAACUGUCUCCGUCUAUCUCGUUUGCAGGAUUCUUAUAGAAAUCUUCAACCAGAGCAACCUGGCCUCUAUAACCCCCGACCUGGCGGAGCGUUUGGAAGACAUUGUGUUCAGUCAAAUAAGGACCGUGGAUCCGGAUCAGAUCGCAGCGUCCCCACUGAGAAUGGCCAAUUGGAGAAUCUACAGCCAGCUUCUGGGUAUUAUGAGCGCCAUAAGCUUUACGAGCGUUACCAGCCGUUUCAUCGCGGAGCUUAGUCAAUAUCAAAAGGAUGAAACAAAUCGCGGUCUAUUCAAAGAUACCGAAUCGAAAGCGGAGUUGCUUAUCUUGGGCAUGAGGCAUAUUUCCAUCGGGACAUCUCCUGAAGCGUGGACUAAUUCCUGUGAUUUCAUGCGCUCCUUAGCCCGGUUGUUUGCCAAUGCUCAUGGCCAACAGGUCAAACAGGCGUACUGUUACAUCUUUGAGAAGUUACUCCUCCCAGUUGCCGCCAACACGAAUUGUGACCUGUCUACUCCUAAGUGGAAGGAGUUCCUGGAUUUAGUGCAGCCUCGGCUGGCACAGAUGCUGACCAAACCCCGUCACUGGAUCGCGGGCUUUCCGCUACAUGUUUUGCUCUUAUGCGUAUCCUCAAAGGAGACCUUCAUAUCCCAAUGGCUUUCGGUCAUUUAUAGUCUCCCGGCCAAAUUGAGGGACCGCCCCACCCGAGGACCUGCACUUCAGGCCAUAUGCCGGCUAGUAUGGACGUACUUUUUCCGUUACUCAGAACCCCCUACGGUUGCUCUUCGAAAGAUUGAAGAGGUGAUUAAGAUCGCAGUCCCUCCUGGGAAGAAGACUUACCUGAGUACGGAGCCCGCUGUGUCAGAGCCCUUGAUCCAGUUGAUACGAAUGAUCGCGUUCAAGCAUCCCGCCACAUGUUUCCGUAGUAUCAUUUUUCCCCUGGUGAACUCGGAUCUCUUUCUCUCUGGGAAGGAUCUGAAGAUUGAACAAAUGGAACCGGAGAAGAUGGUCGUUGGCAUUCGUGCCUUUCUAGCCAUCAUGACAGAUCUCGAAACCACUGACCAGCUGUGUCCUCCUUUCCCUACCGGGGCUCUUCCCAACCCGUUCGCGGUGACGCCAACUACCGCCCACCUCCAUCGUCCUCAGCUGCUCUCGGAGCCCCGUGUAUCUAGCACUUCAGAUAUCCGCAUCAAUUCGCAGUCGCGACCUGUCAACACUUCGAAGUUGGAUGACAUCGCUCGAGGGUUCUAUGUCCGCUUCUGUGAGAUUCUGGGCAAGAUAACGCUGCUCUGCGAUAACGCCUUCGGCGGUCAGGCAGCUCUGGAUGAGAAGUUUAGCGGAUCAACACCCAAAACCCCCAUCUCUGAAGCAUUUAGCUUCGGCAGGCGCGACGAGCAUCCAAAUGCGCUGGAUCAAAAACAAGGUUUCUAUGAUCUCCUUCACGUUGCAGUGCAGGCUCUCCCACGGUGCCUGUCAGACCACAUCCCUUUUAAUUCCUUGAUCAAUCUCCUCUGUACUGGGACAGCUCACCUUCAAUCAAAUAUAGCCAUCUCCUCUGCAGAGUCUCUAAAGGCUAUCGCACGGCAAUUACAUGCGCAGCAGGUCACCAUCGGCUUUGCGAGGUUCAUAUUUAACUUUGACGUACGAUAUUCAACCAUGUCCGACGAAGGUAUGCUCGGGCCUGGUCACAUCGAGUCCACCCUGAGACUAUAUGUCGAGUUGCUGCGCAUCUGGAUAGACGAAAUAAGGCAGAAAAUGAAAGAUGCAGCCGCAGAAUCGGGCGAUAAGGCGGGCCCUAGCAAUCGAGCCCUACAACUUGACCUUUCCAGCGUCCUUGCUCACGUAGAAGAGAUUGAGUCCCAUGGCCUGUUUUUCCUAUGCUCACAAUCCAGAAGGGUUCGUGCUUUCGCCAUCACAGUCCUCCGCCUCAUCACCGAAUUUGACAGUGCUCUUGGCAAAGACAACACGAGAAUUAUCCGGAUUCUAGAGGGUGAUUCCCAGCAUAUCCUCGACGUGGACGACGGGCAACUCACUGUAGCAGAAAGGAGCCGGAUUCAAAAAGGCAAGCGGAAGAGCGCAGCGCAGAAUACACUUAUAGAAAUCUGCAGCAGCGAGGUUUCCUACGAUUCGACUUUGUGGUCCAAAGUCUUCCCAAAUAUCAUUCGAAUCAGCUUUGAGACCUGCCCCUUUGCAGUAACUUUGGGGAGGGAGAUUGUCUGCACGCGGCUUGUCCAAAUGCACAAAACUAUUACUGCGCUUGCCGAAAGCCCCCCACCCGACCAGUAUCAUCCCAUUGAUGGCACUCAGGCCCGUAUUGCUGGAAGGAGCAAUAUGACGGCAGAGAUUCUGAUUGAACAAUGGAAACUCUAUCUUAUUAUGGCAUGUACCACCGUAACUACCGUUGGCGCACAGUCGCAAAGCCAACUUGCAAAUGCUCAACAUGCACGGAAAGUUUCCAGGGGCGCCCAACAAUCGCAGAACAAGAUCAGCUCUGCGAGAAGCCUCUUUGCCUUCGUCAUCCCACUGUUAUCAGCUGAGCGAGAUUCCAUCCGAAAUGCCAUCGUCAUUGCCCUAGGAUCCAUCAACAAGAAUCUCUAUCGCACCUUGCUCGAAUCCCUGCAGUAUGCGGUUACGACAUGCAACGAGGAGGCCAAGGUCCGAAUGGGUACACAUUCCCGAACCCCAAGCAGCCCACGACGAAAUCGAAAAACGGACAGGUUGCGGACUGAAGUUACACACGUGUAUAAAUUAACCUCGCACUUCCUGCAUGAAGCAGACGUUUACAAUGAUGACUGGAUCGUCAAUAAUCUUGUCACCUACACCAGGGAUCUACGGAUUUUCUUGAGCGAUGCCCAAGUUCAGAAUGACUGGGAGUUUCAACGGUUGCGUUUCCAUUAUUGCGGACUGAUGGAAGAACUCUUUGAGGGCAUAAAUCGCACCAAGGAUCCUUCUCGUUGGAUGCCAUUUGAAUCCCGAAAAUCGGCCUUUUCACUCAUGGAGGAUUGGUGUGGGUACUCACCCAACCAAGAGCAGAUUGCUCAACGGGAGGACAAGAUGAGAAAAUUCGCUAUCGCGCAUGCCCAUGAGACCGGGCAUGUAAGAAUUACCGCUGCUGCUACAGAAAUCGAAAAGAAAAAUCUUCGAGCGGCUGCUUUGAGUGCGAUGGCUUCUCUUUGCGCGGGACCUAUUAGUAUCACAACUGAAGGUGGUUCCGUACUACAGUUCGACAUUGGACGAAUGCUGUCGUGGAUUGAUACUAUUUUCAGCACCGUCAGUGAUAAGUGGCAUGCCAUUGGCAGACGAGCCCUGAGGAACCUCAUCAUUCAUAACAAGGAACACCCAUACUUACUGGAGCACUCCAUUGAGGUCUGCUAUGUUAUGGAAAGACCGAAGGCUUUGGAGAGUUACUUUGAAGUGGUAACUCAAGUGCUUGUAGAGCAUACUGACUAUCCGCUUGCCUUUUGGCGGAUCUUGGGAGCCGUCCUAGUCACUCUGGGUAACCAGAAACGCGAGAUACGCAUGAAAUCCGCCAGACUUCUCCGGAUCCUGGAAGAGCGUCAGCAGAAGAGUUCCAGACUCCAAGAUUUCGAUAUCAGUAUAUCUGAUAAAACGACGGCCGUUUACAAACUAGCACAGUUUGAGACUUCGAAGCGAUUGGCAAAACAACAUUCCGAUUUUGCUUUUACUAUCUUCUCCGAGUUUGCCUUGCAUUUCAAAAGCCUUGGCCCUGAUAGCCAACGGAACAUGGUUGCGGCCAUUUUGCCUUGGGUCCAGACGAUGGAAUUGCAGGUGGAUCCUAAUGGCGGACCUACUGCCAAGUCGUAUAUGCUUCUAGCAAACCUUUUGGAGAUCACAAUACAAUGCAGUACCAUUCUCUCGAAUGAAGUUCAGGCCCUUUGGCAGGCUCUGGCUACAGGCCCGCAUGGGGGUAAUGUGCAGCUGGUUCUCGAUUUCAUAAUCAGUCUAUGCCUCGAGCGCAAAGACCAAAAUUUCGUUGAACAUGCCAAGCAAAUUGUUGUGUUCCUUUCUGGGACACCAGCGGGAUCCAAGGUUAUUGAAUUCCUCUUGAUGCAAGUUGUUCCUAAGCACAUGGUACAAGAAAAGAAAGACAUUACCCCACCCCCUCCCGAUGUGAAAAGCCUUCCGUACGUGGCUGAUCUGAGUACUGUGCUACUGGUUGGUAAUAAACAGGCCGGCCUAUCUCUCGGACAGCUCGCCCUCAUUUUUCUCGUAGAUCUCAUGGUGGCUCCCGUGACACCUUCUGUGAAUGACGUUGUCAAGCUACUCCAUGUCGUUCUCAGUCUCUGGGACCAUUACGUGCUUCCCGUACAGGAACAGGCCCGGGAAAUGCUUGUUCAUCUUAUCCACGAACUGGUGGCCGCCCGGAUCGACGACGAUGCACCGGGUGGAACCCGUCAAGCCAUUGAGGAUUUUGUCGAAUCCAUUCGUAAGAGUGAUUCGAGAGUGGUCUGGUCCUAUGAGGACAGCAAUGGCAAGGAGGAGGCUGAUGGGGACAGGCGAGUACCCUUAUCCAUGUCCACGGUGACCCUCGAUGUUAUCAAGUUCUUCGACCUUGCCUAUGAAGGUAUAAACGGCCUUUGGGCAAAAGAGGCUCUGAACUGGGCAACUUCUUGCCCGGUACGACACAUUGCAUGCCGCUCAUUCCAGAUAUUCCGCUGUAUCUCGACAUGCUUGGACUCGAGAAUGCUCGCAGACAUGCUUGCUCGGCUGUCCAACACAAUUGCCGACGAGGAGACUGAUUAUCAAACUUUCUCUUUGGAAAUCCUUACCACAUUAAAAAUAAUUAUUGGCUCUCUGGCUCCUGCAGACCUGUUGCGCUACCCUCAGCUCUUCUGGACAACUUGCGCCUGUUUGAACACUAUCCAUGAGACCGAAUUCAUCGAGAGUAUUGGCAUGUUAGAGAAGUUUCUGGAUAUUGUUGAUUUGAGUGAUCCCAUGGUAGCUUCGCAGCUCCUUGAAGGCAAACCACCCAAGUGGGAGGGGAGUUUUGAUGGCGUACAAAACUUAAUUUACAAGGGGUUGAAAAGCUCCCAGUCACUGGGGCGAACGCUACAUGUCCUACACCGUCUCACUACACUGCCAAAUAAUAAGCUUAUCGGGGAUGGUAAUCGCAUGCUGUUUGCCGUCCUGGCAAACCUGCCCCAUUUCUUACAUUUCUUCGAUGAGAGUUUUGACGAUCGUCAUUCUGUCGCCCGGGCUACUUUGCUUGCUCGUGUGGCGGACGCACAGAGGUGCCCAUGUCUUGCCGCUUCUUUGCUCGGUUUCGCAAAUGGACAGUAUAAGUCGGAAGAUGAUUUCUUGGGUCACAUCAUUACAGAGAUACAAUCCUACUUCUUUCCUCAUCAAGAUGUGCAGAGCCUUAUCUUCCUGAUGGGCCUACUGACUAACACGAUCGAUUGGUUCCGUAUCAAGAUCAUGAAGAUCCUCUGCGUCUUGAUCCCAUUGAUGGACAUGAAGCGAAGUGAAGUUACCUGUCAUGGACCAGACCUUAUAUCUCCUCUGCUAAGACUUUUACAAACGGAUCUUUGCCCACAUGCUUUGGAAGUCAUGGACCAUAUUAUGAUCGUGUCUGGUAAUCCCAUGGAGCGUCACCACAUCCGAAUGAGCAUGGCGUCGUCGUCGGCAUCGCGAGCCAUACGUAAGGAAUACGAACGUAUUCAAAGCCUUUACGGGAUACCAGAGCCUACUGGAUGGUCGGUACCGAUGCCCGCUGCACAGUCUUCUGUCACGCGGGCCAAUGUCCACGCUGUCUUCUAUAUGUGUGCUGAGGUUGAUGGCAGGGAAGCACAGGAGACAGCGAAUCCGGACGUUGAAUUCCAUGCAGACGAGUAUAAUGACGUCUUCUCCCCCGUACGGGCUGAUACCAUGAAAUCUGUGGACACACAAACAGACGGCAAUAUCGGUGACAUCUUGCAGAAGUUGGACAGCUUAGACGACUUCUUUGAAGAAACUGACAAGUUGGAUCCCAUGCUUCAUCCGGUCCCCGGUUCCACGUCGCAGGGCUUUACUGGUAACUAUGCUGACACCAACGCGAAUCUUUAUGACCAACAAACGGCACCGAUCCUACGGAAAUCGCUGGCUCGGGCCGCCUCUACAUCCUCUUUCCACAACGGACUCGCAGAAUCACGCCCUGCGAAUAUUCGUCUUGACAACGCCGGCGGAGCUUCGCCUCCAGCUACGUCUACUGGGCAACCAGUUUCGGGUCAGACAUUGCGACCUUCUCUACAUGUUCGUUCUGUCACUUCCCCUGCCAACAACUUAUUUGCAGCAACACCGUCCAAUCCGUCACACCCGAUCCCGUCCACUGGCUUUAACGAAUCCGCAUUCCUAUCAGAUGAUGAGGUAGAGGAUGGGUCUUCCGAUUUCGAAGCACGCGGUCCUGCACAUAAACCUCCCUUGACCCGCUCCACCGGUAAACUGCGAAACGCCACGGAGGGCUCUUCAUCUCUGGAAUCUAUGAUCAGGAGCGGCAUGAGACGGCUGACGGGCGGUUUGGCGAAUAGCCGUGACAAAGAGCGGCAGCGUGAGGCCCUACGAAGCCAACAGCGAGCCCUUCAAGGGAUCACAUCGCCACGGAUGCCAAAGGUGCCGCCGGAAUACCUCCAGGGGCCGAUGAGCAAUCCGACAUCGCCAGGGAGAUAG
This is a messenger RNA of Monascus purpureus, 7899 nucleotides long. NCBI's taxonomy places the organism in Eukaryota, Fungi, Ascomycota, Eurotiomycetes, Eurotiales, Aspergillaceae. The record is from the annotation of a GenBank genome assembly.